AAAUUCCAAGAGCGAAAAUCGAAAAAUGAGUUUCUAAACAUAAACAUAACCUCACUAGCGAAACACGCUGUAGCAAGUCGCGACUCGCACGAAACAUAACCUCACAUUUGACCUGUUAGUGAUCAAUUGGCCAAAAGUUAGUGUUCCGAAAACGGGAAAAUAAAAUAAAAAAACUGCAAAUUGACGAAUGUCGAGUAAUUUGCUGAAAAUUAUUGGACCUCAGUUACACCUGUUGUUGAAAAGAAGCUUUAAUUCGACGCCGAAAAUGGCGAAAAGUAAAUUCGAAUAUGUGAAAAGUUUUGAACGGGAUGAACAUUGUUUACCGAACUGUUACGUUGUUGUUCGAAUUGAUGGAAGAGGUUUUUCGAAAUUCUCGGACGAACACGAAUUUCUCAAACCGAAUGACUUGACUGCUCUGGAAUUAAUGAAUCGGGCCGCUCGCAGUGUCAUGGAAAAUUUUAAGGAAAUCGUUUUUGCUUUUGGCCAAAGCGACGAGUAUUCUUUCGUUUUUAGGAGAAAUGCAGAGCAGUUUAAACGAAGAGUUUUUAAGAUCACAUCAAACGUGAAUUCUCUAUUUGCCUCGUCGUACGUCUUCUACUGGUCUAAGUUUUUUAAGGAAAAAAAACUUCGAUAUCCGCCAGCAUUCGACGCCAGAUUAGUUUUGUAUCCGAUGGAUAAUAAUUUAAGAGAUUAUUUAUCCUGGAGGCAGGCAGAUGUCCAUAUUAAUAAUCUUCAUAAUACUUGUUUCUGGAAUCUGGUACAAAAGAAAAACAUGACUACGAACGAGGCGAAUGAGAGACUGAAAGGAACGGUCUCGUCCGACAAAAACGAAAUGCUCUUCCACGACUUUGGAAUUAAUUACAACAACGAGUUGCCAAUCUUUCGAAAGGGAACGAUUCUCAUGAGAAAAGCCGUUCCGGCCGAACAUGGAAAAACGAAAAAUGAAAUCAUCACUAUAUUCGACGACCUUAUUGGCGAUAGAUUUUGGAUCGAGAACACUCAACUUUUUGGCCAAAGGUAUGCCGAGGAAUUACAAAAAUCCCUACAAUUGACCAGAGAACGGAGAGGAAAGACCCAAAAUCUGGAAAAAAAUAGAGCACAAAACGAAAGCGGCUGACUCGAAAUAGUACAAAUUUUAUCUAUUUUUUAUUUAUUUAAAAUAGCAUUGUUAUUACCUUUUUUUUUAGAAAAAGUUGGUUCAUUUGCCAAAAUUUCGUUGGUUUUUAUAUCAAA
Belonocnema kinseyi is the source of this 1233-nucleotide messenger RNA. It is a transcript of the gene THG, whose product is annotated as probable tRNA(His) guanylyltransferase. The coding region runs from base 188 to 1117 and encodes 309 amino acids. Lineage: Eukaryota; Metazoa; Arthropoda; Insecta; Hymenoptera; Cynipidae. The transcript is spliced from 3 exons. Gene Ontology annotation, biological process: tRNA modification. Gene Ontology annotation, molecular function: tRNA guanylyltransferase activity; magnesium ion binding. The record is from RefSeq and is a predicted model, not a curated record.